GUUUUCUUUCAACUCUCCAAGAUUGACCGGUUUAAACAUUCCUGAUCAUUUCUAAGCAACGGGCUUGGAAAUGAUCAAAAACAAGCAAUCGCAGAAGCCCAACAACACAAGCCAGUUGUCUCGUGUGCAUCACAAAGCUGCUGCCUGCCUAAAAGAUACCAGCAUGGCAAUGAAGGAGCAGGUGGCCUUUUACCUCUUCUGUGUGUCCCUGGCAGUUCUGGUGCUGGCUCUGAUCAUUCUCCUGUUUCUCUGCUGGAUCCUCAAACAGAACAGAAACAGAAACUUCACCGAACUGCAGAUCUCAGCGGGACAACCUAGUUGCAAACUGACCAUCAGAACCAAGCCAGACCACGCGGACCAGCUCCUGGACCACCUGCUGGACAGAGUCUUUCUCCAAGUGGAUGCUGGACUAGUAUCUGGAGAAGACUUCCUGGAGGAAGCUGGACCACAAACUGGAGGAGAAUUCAUGGAGGAAGUUAGAUUGGAACCCGAGCAGGAGCUUAGAGAAGAAUGUGGACCAUACCCAGCAGCUUCAGCAUCUACCUCUCCGCCUCGCAGAGCUGUGACUGCUCUUCACAACGGACUACGGCAGUGGUUCCUCAAGUCUGCUCCUCAUCAAACUGCUCCCCGUCAAACAUCACCUGUGGAUCAAACCGACAACGUGUGCGCUCAGCAGUCCAAUGAAUUCCAGCUCGCCUCUCUCUCAUCUGCAUGCAGUGCAUCUUCAGAGGAAGACGAGCAACACGAUGAGGCAGAAGAUCAGAAACACAAAGACUUACCAAGUUCUGAAAGAUGA
Messenger RNA from Archocentrus centrarchus (flier cichlid), 796 nucleotides. RefSeq lists its product as uncharacterized. The transcript has 5 exons. The coding region runs from base 71 to 796 and encodes 241 amino acids. NCBI's taxonomy places the organism in Eukaryota, Metazoa, Chordata, Actinopteri, Cichliformes, Cichlidae. The record is from RefSeq and is a predicted model, not a curated record.